Funneliformis mosseae is the source of this 462-nucleotide messenger RNA. The record is from the annotation of a GenBank genome assembly. Lineage: Eukaryota; Fungi; Glomeromycota; Glomeromycetes; Glomerales; Glomeraceae.
AUGAGGCAAUAUAAGGAAGAACAAGAAGAAGUGCAUAGAGAUGAAAUUAGUAAUAAUGGUAUACGAGAGCAGUGUUUUAAUUAUUUGAAUGGCUUUUUCGAUAGAAAUAUGCAUUCUAUACCUUUUACCGCUGAAGGAGAUUUUUGCAAUAUAAUGGCAGUGGUAAUAACUUUUGAUAAUAGAUCGGCAGCAUCUGAUAAUAAUAUUAAGCUUGAAGAGGAAAUUGCACUUUGUUUACAGAUUCUAUUUACAAAUUUAAUGCUAGGAACAGUUUUAAAGACUAUUACUAUGGAUAAGUAUGACCAGCAACAACAAAAUGAUAAGACAGCAACACUUGAACGAUUUCUAUCUCAGAUCAUUACAAGAUCGAUGCACCCUGCUUUGGUACUUCUAUUAGACUUGCUUAGCAAUGCUGAUACAAUUAAAAUAGCCCAAAAAAAUUCUGGUUUAGACAAACAUAAU